This is a messenger RNA of Aspergillus terreus NIH2624, 7161 nucleotides long. RefSeq names its product putative TOR pathway phosphatidylinositol 3-kinase TorA (gene tor). Gene Ontology annotation, molecular function: protein binding; protein-containing complex binding; protein serine/threonine kinase activity. Gene Ontology annotation, biological process: TOR signaling; protein phosphorylation; negative regulation of macroautophagy. The record is from RefSeq and is a predicted model, not a curated record. Gene Ontology annotation, cellular component: TORC1 complex; TORC2 complex; nucleus. The transcript has 4 exons. The coding region runs from base 1 to 7161 and encodes 2386 amino acids. Lineage: Eukaryota; Fungi; Ascomycota; Eurotiomycetes; Eurotiales; Aspergillaceae.
AUGGCGCAAGCGGGUCCGAUCACGGACGUCACUCAACGUCUCUUCGUAGAGUUGAAGUCCAAGAAUGAGGAGACGCGGGUGAGAGCUGCUUACGAGCUUUACGACAAUGUCCUUGCCAUCUCACGAGAUUGGCCUCCCGAGAAAUUCCUAGAGUUCUAUAAUGCAGUCAGUCAACGUAUUGCGCAACUCGUCGUCACUGGUAGCGACGCCAACGAAAGAAUCGGUGGUCUACUGGCCCUCGAUCGCCUGAUAGAUUUCGACGGUGUGGAUAAUGCACAAAAGACGACACGAUUCGCUAGUUACCUCCGCAGCGCCCUUCGCAGCAACGAUAAUGUGGUGUUGGUUUACGCCGCCAGGGCCCUUGGCCGUUUGGCUAAGCCAGGUGGAGCUCUAACGGCGGAACUUGUCGAGAGUGAAAUUCAGUCGGCGCUCGAAUGGCUCCAGUCUGAAAGACAAGAAAACAGGCGGUUUGCCGCGGUUCUUGUGAUUCGAGAGCUUGCGAAGGGCUCACCAACACUCCUUUAUGGCUUCGUCCCUCAGAUCUUUGAACUCAUCUGGGUGGCGCUUCGCGACCCUAAAGUCGUCAUCCGGGAGACAGCGGCCGAGGCUGUUAGCGAGUGCUUCGAGAUCAUCGCCGCAAGAGAUAUCCAAGUCCGGCAACUGUGGUUCUCGCGAAUCCACGAGGAAGCGCUUCAGGGUCUGAAAUCGAACAACAUUGACUGGAUACAUGGUUCGCUCUUGGUGCUGAAGGAGCUCCUCCUAAAGGGCGCCAUGUUCAUGAAUGAACACUACAGAAACGCAUGUGAAAUUGUUCUUCGUCUCAAAGAUCAUCGCGACCCUAAGAUCCGCACGCAAGUUGUGCUCACGAUCCCCAUCCUGGCCUCCUACGCCCCCGUCGAUUUUACCGAGAUCUACCUCCACCGGUUUAUGAUCUAUCUGCAAGCGCAGUUGAAGAGAGAUAAGGAACGAAAUGCGGCAUUCAUUGCUAUCGGCAAAAUUGCCAACGCAGUCGGCGGCGCUAUUGCCCAGUAUCUCGAUGGUAUUAUUGUUUACAUCCGGGAGGGGUUGGCACUGAAAGCGCGAAAUCGCGCGGGCGUCAAGGAAGCGCCGAUGUUUGAAUGCAUCAGUAUGCUAUCACUGGCCGUUGGACAAGCUCUCAGCAAAUACAUGGAAGACUUGCUCGAUCCGAUAUUUGCUUGUGGACUGAGCGAGUCGUUGACUCAAGCCCUGGUAGACAUGGCCCAUUACAUCCCUCCGAUCAAACCUACUAUUCAGGAGAAGCUCCUGGACAUGCUAAGUUUGAUCCUUUAUGGCGCCCCGUUCAGACCGCUUGGGUGCCCAGAGAGCAGACUACCUCCAAUGCCAUCAUUCGCAAAGGAUUUCAGCCCACAGGAGUUACACUCUGAUGCGGAAAUAGCACUCGCUCUCCAUACAUUGGGAAGCUUCGAUUUCUCAGGCCACAUUCUGAACGAAUUUGUUCGCGAUGUCGCUAUCAACUACGUCGAGAACGACAACCCCGAGAUCCGGAAGGCUUCAGCGCUUACAUGCUGUCAAUUAUUUGUUCAUGACCCAAUUAUCAACCAGACCAGCAGUCAUUCGAUACAGGUUGUAAGCGAGGUCAUCGAGAAAUUGCUUACUGUCGGUGUUGGCGAUCCGGACCCUGAAAUUCGGCGCACAGUCUUGUGGUCCUUGGAUCGCAAAUUCGACCGUCACCUCGCGCGGCCAGAAAACAUCCGCUGCUUGUUCCUGGCGGUUAACGACGAGGUCUUCUCUGUCAGAGAGGCUGCCAUCUGCAUUAUUGGUCGUCUCUCGAGUGUGAACCCUGCUUACGUUUUCCCACCCUUGCGCAAGUUGCUUGUGAACCUCUUGACAGGUCUUGGGUUUGCUAGCACUGCACGUCAGAAAGAGGAAACAGCGCAAUUGAUCAGUCUUUUUGUUUCGAAUGCCACGAAACUUAUCCGGUCAUAUGUUGACCCUAUGGUGACGACUUUGCUCCCAAAGGCGACAGAUGCAAACCCCGGGGUCGCCUCGACCACCCUUAGGGCUGUUGGUGAAUUAGCCAGCGUCGGGGGAGGUGAGAUGAAGUUAUAUCUACCUCAGCUCAUGCCGAUCAUCUUGGAUGCGUUGCAAGAUCUUUCGUCCCACUCCAAGCGUGAGGCCGCGCUGCGAACCCUGGGCCAGCUUGCCAGCAAUUCUGGAUACGUCAUUGACCCAUACCUUGAGUAUCCUCAUCUACUGGCGGUCCUCAUCAACAUCAUAAAAACGGAGCAGACUGGUUCUCUUCGCAAGGAGACGAUCAAGCUGCUGGGAAUCUUGGGUGCAUUGGAUCCCUAUAAGUAUCAGCAGAUAAGCGAGUCAACACCGGACGUCCAUCACAUCAAUGAAGUGCAGAAUGUGUCCGAUGUGGCGCUCAUUAUGCAGGGGCUUACUCCUUCAAAUGAAGAGUAUUACCCAACUGUUGUCAUCAACACCCUGAUGCAAAAUAUCUUGCGCGAGAACUCUCUCGCUCAGUACCACUCCGCCGUCAUCGAAGCCAUUGUCAUUAUCUUCAAGACAUUAGGCUUGAAGUGUGUCCCAUUCCUUGGACAGAUUAUCCCUGGAUUCAUUGCGGUCAUAAGAGGUUCGCCUCCGAGCCGAUUGGAUUCUUAUUUCAACCAAAUGGCGAUUCUGGUCAACAUCGUCCGGCAACACAUUAGGGCCUUUCUCCCGGAGAUUAUCGAAGUUAUCCGCGAUUUCUGGGAUGCGACGUAUCAAGUCCAGGCGACAAUACUCUCCCUUGUGGAGGCCAUUUCGAAGUCUCUAGAAGGAGAGUUCAAAAAAUAUCUUGCAGGGCUCAUUCCACCUAUGCUUGAUACCCUAGAGAAGGACAAUACACCACGUCGGCAGCCUUCAGAGAAAAUCCUCCAUGCUUUCUUGGUAUUUGGCACCAGCGCGGAGGAGUACAUGCACUUGAUUGUCCCGUCCAUCGUUCGCCUUUACGAUAAAGCCCAGAAUCCACAGAGCAUCCGGAAGUCCGCCAUUGACAGUCUUACGAAGCUCUCCCGCCAAGUGAACGUUUCUGACUUUGCAUCCUUGAUGGUGCAUUCCUUGUCUCGGGUAGUUGCGGGCAACGACCGUCUGUUACGACAAGCUGCCAUGGACUGCAUUUGUGCUCUGAUCUUCCAACUCGGCCAAGACUUCAAUCACUACACCCAUCUUCUGAACAAAGUCUUAAAGCACAAUCAAGUCAACCAUGUCAACUACCAAAUUUUAGUGGCAAAGUUACAGAAAGGCGAUCCCCUUCCACAGGAUCUGAAUCCCGAGGAGUCACAUGAUUUGAAUGAUGACAGUACCAUUCCGGACAUCGGCCAGAAGAAAAUGGUCGUCAACCAGCAGCAUUUGAAGAAUGCUUGGGACGCUUCUCAAAAGUCAACUCGUGAAGACUGGCAGGAAUGGAUCCGGCGAUUCAGCGUGGAGCUGCUGAAAGAAUCACCGUCGCCAGCCCUGCGUGCAUGCGCAAGUCUUGCUGGUAUCUACCAACCGCUGGCAAGGGACUUGUUCAAUGCAGCUUUCGUGUCCUGCUGGACCGAAUUGUACGACCAGUACCAAGAAGAACUUGUCAGGUCUAUAGAAAAGGCGCUCACAUCCCCGAAUAUCCCGCCAGAGAUUUUGCAGGUUCUCCUCAAUCUUGCCGAGUUCAUGGAGCAUGAUGACAAGGCGCUUCCCAUCGACAUUCGCACACUCGGAAAAUACGCAGCCAAGUGUCACGCCUUCGCCAAGGCCCUCCACUACAAGGAACUCGAGUUCGAGCAAGACCAAAACUCGGGCGCUGUGGAAGCUUUGAUUACUAUCAAUAAUCAGCUCCAGCAGUCUGAUGCUGCUAUUGGUAUUCUCAGGAAAGCACAAGCUUAUCGCGACGUGGAGCUGAAGGAAACCUGGUUCGAAAAAUUGCAACGCUGGGAGGAAGCACUUGCUGCAUACAAGCGGCGAGAGAAAAUCGAUCCAGAAUCCUUCGGUGUGACAAUGGGCAAGAUGCGCUGUCUACAUGCUCUCGGCGAGUGGAAGGUUCUCUCUGACCUCGCGCAAGAGAAAUGGAACCAGGCGUCCUUGGAGCAUCGUCGGGCUAUUGCUCCUUUGGCAGCGGCGGCUGCUUGGGGUCGCGGCCAGUGGGAGCUGAUGGACUCUUAUCUCGGUGUCAUGAAGGAACAGUCGCCUGACAGAUCAUUCUUCGGUGCUAUUCUCGCUAUUCACCGCAAUCAAUUCGAAGAGGCAGGGAUGUACAUCGAGAAGGUACGCAAUGGCCUCGACACUGAACUGUCAGCUUUGCUUGGGGAGUCAUAUAAUCGUGCCUACGAUGUGGUCGUUCGUGUUCAGAUGCUUGCUGAAUUGGAGGAGAUCAUUGCAUACAAGCAGAACGUCGGGGAUCCAGAAAAACAGGAAGCGAUGCGCCAGACAUGGAACAAACGACUUCUUGGGUGCCAACAGAACAUUGAAGUAUGGCAACGCAUGCUCAAGGUCAGAGCACUCGUCACAUCUCCUCGCGAAAAUCUGGAUAUGUGGAUCAAAUUCGCCAACCUGUGCCGUAAAUCCAACCGCAUGGGUUUGGCCGAACGAUCUCUAGCAUCAUUGGAGACGGUCGUGUCAGACACGAACGGGACACGGGCUGUUGCUCCGCCAGAAGUUACGUAUGCUCGGCUGAAGUUCAACUGGGCUACAGGACACCAACGCGAAGCCCUCCAGAUGCUGAAGGAAUUCACAGCAACACUUACUGAAGACUUGACGCGCUUUAACGCGAUCAUGAUGUCUCAACCGGACCAUAACGGAAUCAAUGGUAUCAAUGGUGUGAACGGCAUUGCUGACGUGAAUCAUACGGAUAUAAUGGGACUGCGUGAGCGGAUUGGCGAUGUGGCAAAAUUCAGAAAGCUUCUGGCCAAGAGCUAUCUUCGUCAAGGCGAGUGGCAGACCGCGUUGCAACGGGGUGACUGGAAACCGGAGCAUGUGCGGGAAGUCCUCGGCGCAUAUGCCGCUGCCACGAAGUACAACCGUGACUCCUACAAAGCCUGGCAUUCAUGGGCACUGGCGAACUUCGAAGUGGUCACCACGAUUGCUAGCCAAGCGAGCAGAGAUGGUGCUUCGAUGGCCAUGGUACCGGGCCAUAUCGUUACAGAACAUGUCAUUCCUGCCAUUCGUGGCUUCCUCCGCUCUAUCGCGUUAUCGUCAACAUCGUCAUUGCAAGACACGCUGAGGUUUCUCACACUGUGGUUUACCCAUGGUGGUGAUCAGGAAGUCAAUGCUGUGGUUACCGAAGGCUUUACUGCUGUGAAUAUUGAUACCUGGCUCGCGGUCACUCCCCAGCUUAUCGCACGGAUCAACCAGCCUAACAUCAGAGUUCGAAGCGCCGUCCACCGCCUCCUCGCCGAAGUCGGAAAGGCCCAUCCCCAGGCACUGGUAUAUCCAUUGACUGUCGCGAUGAAGUCCAAUGUUGCUCGACGAUCACAGUCCGCGACUAGUAUCAUGGAUAGCAUGCGCCAGCAUAGUGCACGACUUGUUGAACAAGCGGAUCUUGUUAGCCACGAGCUGAUCCGGGUCGCAGUCUUGUGGCACGAGCUUUGGCACGAGGGAUUGGAAGAAGCCUCACGCCUCUACUUUGGAGACCACAAUGUCGAGGGAAUGUUUGCGACUCUCGCACCCCUUCAUGAAAUGCUCGACCGAGGAGCGGAGACGUUGCGUGAGGUCUCGUUUGCCCAAGCGUUUGGCCGCGACCUUGCUGAGGCCAAGCAUUAUUGCAUGCUCUACCGUGAGACUGAAGAGAUUGGGGACCUGAAUCAAGCCUGGGACCUGUAUUACACCGUGUUCCGCAAGAUCAGCCGACAGCUACCGCAGUUGUCGACGCUCGAUCUGAAGUAUGUGUCCCCUAAACUAAAGGAUUGCUCGGACCUUGAUCUUGCCGUCCCUGGAACUUACCAGAGCGGUCGACCGAUUAUACGAAUCCUUAGCUUCGAUCCUAUAUUGCACGUGCUGCAGACGAAGAAGCGCCCGCGGAGAAUGACGCUCAAGGGAAGUGAUGGAAACUCCUACAUGUAUGCCCUCAAAGGUCACGAAGAUAUCCGACAAGAUGAGAGAGUCAUGCAAUUGUUCGGUCUGGUGAACACUCUUCUCGAUAAUGACGGAGAGAGCUUCAAGCGGCACCUAUCGGUGCAACGAUUCCCUGCCAUUCCCCUCUCUCAGAACUCUGGUAUUAUAGGAUGGGUGUGCAACAGUGACACUCUGCAUGCCCUCAUCAAGGAGUACCGUGAGAGUCGCCGCAUUCUGUUGAACAUUGAGCAUCGAAUCAUGCUGCAGAUGGCUCCCGAUUACGACAACCUGACUUUGAUGCAGAAGGUCGAAGUGUUUGGAUAUGCCAUGGACAAUACGACCGGAAAGGAUCUGUACCGCGUCUUGUGGCUAAAGAGUAAGAGCUCUGAGUCUUGGCUUGAGCGACGCACAAAUUACACUCGAUCCCUGGGCGUUAUGUCUAUGGUGGGCUACAUUCUGGGGCUGGGUGAUCGCCAUCCGUCCAAUCUGCUGCUCGAUCGAAUCACCGGCAAGGUCGUCCACAUUGAUUUCGGUGAUUGCUUUGAGGUCGCAAUGCACCGAGAGAAGUAUCCUGAGCGGGUUCCAUUCCGACUGACGCGUAUGUUGACCUUCGCGAUGGAAGUCAGCAACAUUGAGGGUAGCUACCGCAUUACGUGUGAAGCAGUGAUGCGUGUUCUGAGGGAAAACAAGGAUUCGCUCAUGGCGGUUCUGGAAGCUUUCAUUCAUGAUCCGUUGAUCAACUGGCGUCUCGGAAUCCGCGAAUCUCCUGAUCGUAUGCCGUUCUCCUCAGAGCGUCGGCAGUCCGUGGUUACCAACGUCAACAUCGAGCAUGGUGUCCAGCCCAGCAAUUUCUCUCGUCACCGCCGACCAUCUAUCCUGGAAGGCGGCAUUCUGGAUGCACAAGAGGGCAUUCCCAACGAAGCCCGUGAAGCACAGAAUGCACGGGCUCUCCAGGUGCUUGCGCGCGUCAAGGAAAAGCUAACCGGCCGGGAUUUCAAGCCCACCGAAGAGCUGAAUAUCAGUGAACAGGUGGACAAGCUUCUGGCUCAAGCCACGAGUGUGGAGAACAUCUGCCAGCACUGGAUUGGAUGGUGCAGUUUCUGGUGA